AUGCCAAAGCACUAUGUGAGGCACUUCUGGGGUUCAAUGAUGUCGCCGAGAAAGUUUGCAAGUCUGUUGAAGCCUUAUAAUUUAAAUUUUGGUUUAGUGGAGGACAUUCUCGGAGAUUUAUACGCCCAACUGAAAAAACUCGAACCAGAUAAUUCUGCUUGCGUUCAAUUGCACCUCUGUGAUGCCUCCUGUAUUGUACCUGGUUUUAACACUGAGGCUCCCAUACAACCGACGAAGGUCAAAAUGAACGUUGAAGUCGUGGACACUGCAAAGUUGAUUCAAGGAAUUGCGAAGCUCCAACAUUUGGCAUUCAGCCUGUCUUACAAUCACACUGAACCUCUUUAUAUUAUUAUCACAGAAAAAAAGAAUUUCAAUAAUUUUUUGAUGUGA
Caenorhabditis briggsae is the source of this 390-nucleotide messenger RNA. The transcript is spliced from 3 exons. The record is from RefSeq and is a predicted model, not a curated record. NCBI's taxonomy places the organism in Eukaryota, Metazoa, Nematoda, Chromadorea, Rhabditida, Rhabditidae. The coding region runs from base 1 to 390 and encodes 129 amino acids.